Molecule: messenger RNA, 1580 nt
Organism: Sphaeramia orbicularis (orbiculate cardinalfish)
Lineage: Eukaryota; Metazoa; Chordata; Actinopteri; Kurtiformes; Apogonidae
Gene: mmadhca
Product: metabolism of cobalamin associated Da
Exons: 8
Coding region: 108-992 (294 amino acids)
Biological process (GO): cobalamin metabolic process
Cellular component (GO): mitochondrion
Source: RefSeq, a predicted model, not a curated record
GCAUUUUGUCCCUCGUCACUUCCCGUCGUUGUUUUGCGGAACACUUAUGCUUCUAACUCGACCUCGAAAGGUUAUAAGGAAAAAAAAACUGAGGAAGAGAAACCACGAUGUCCAGUACUGUGCUCUGUGGUCGGGGCCGGUUAGUCCUUAGUCAAACUACAGCCCGUAAAGCAUUAGCUGCUCUCAGGGUCACUAGAACCAGAAAUUUUUCUGCUGCAAGUUCAGAUGAGCCUUACAUAGCUGUAUCCCCUGCAGACUCAGGCCCACGGACAGUGUGGCCCGAUGAGAACAUGGGACCAUUCGGACCUCAGGACCAGCGCUUCCAGUUACCAGGAAAUGUUGGCUUUGACUGUCACCUGGAAGGUGUAACGGACCAAAAGAAACCUCCAGUUCACAAGACAGUGCCUGACGUACUCACAGCCCCCAGCAGCACAGAGAGGCACCAGUUCAUACUGGCCCAGUUCGUCAAUGAGUUUCAUGGAAAACUUGGUCCCAUAUCCACAAGAGUCCACAAAGCUGAGGAUUACUUUAAUCUGACAGAAACAGACUGCUCCAUUAGUUCCUGCCCUGAGCUCUUAAAAAAAGAUCUUGAGCUGUUGUUUCCCUCUGCGCCUCCCACCGCCAUCACAGUAGUGACUGUCACACAGAAGGAGGUCCAACAGGACAAAGAUCAGCUGCGCAACAGAUUUGUCAGUGGUGCUAAGGAAAUGUGCUUUGCGUUGUGGACUGCGGGUUACUGGGCAGACUUCAUCGACCCAACUACAGGAGCAGCGUUUUUUGCAUCUCCAUCAAGUCAAACCACACUAAGAACAGAGGAGGAGCUGAGACAUCUGGGCUUUCACAUCGAGGUGUCGGCCUCCUGUACAGUUAUUCGCCACAUUCUCAGAGGCACACCUAUGUUCGUUGGGACUGUUUUUACCAAUGCACCCACUCAGAGUACUACUAUCGCACGACUACAAGGACUUGGAAACGAACCUGACGAUGAGGAAUAGAUUGUUUUAAAUUAUUCCUUAGGACUGAAUCCAAACACAAGGCCUAUAUUUAUGUUUUGAUGAAGCUAAUAUAUGGUAGUGUUUGUCUUACUGUGAUCAACAGUUGUGGGACAAAUGUUAGUUGACAAAGGGCUUGUGUGAGACUUUAAACUGCACCUGAAGGACAGAAUGUCACCAUCACCUCUGUUUGUCCUGCACGACGUCCAGGGAGGAACGCAUCGAGUGCAGGAAGAAGAGAUUUGACUGUAAAUGAAAACGUCAUAUUGUGUGUGGAAAAGCUGUGAUUAAUGUUUCAGAGUGUGAUACUGUCUGUGCUUUAUAAUACAAAGGAAACACAGAUGAAAUGGAAACCCUUCUACUUAACCGAGGCAGCUGUUUGUAGCCAGUGGUAAAGGCUCAGAUUCUGUCACUACAAACCUUCUGCUGAAAUACAUCAGGUCGACACUUUUCAUACUUGCCUUUACAUACAGUAUUGUUUUUAUCUUCCAUUGUACAGAAUCCUAUGAAACUGAUUCUGGUUAUUUUGAAGCACUACAGUUGUUACAGUCAGAACUACUGGACAAAUAAAGUGACUUCUUAUCAAAAUGA